Molecule: messenger RNA, 1565 nt
Organism: Coffea arabica (coffee)
Lineage: Eukaryota; Viridiplantae; Streptophyta; Magnoliopsida; Gentianales; Rubiaceae
Product: protein CONSERVED IN THE GREEN LINEAGE AND DIATOMS 27, chloroplastic-like
Source: RefSeq, a predicted model, not a curated record
CUCCACGUAAAUAAUGAAUGGUCGUCAAAGAUUUGCACAUAACUCUUAACUAUACACCUCGGAACAUCUCUCUACUUCCACUCCAAAUUCACAGGAUACUAAUCAGAAGCAAGGCUCUUUCUGACUCGACAGGAACUCGAGUCGAGCAAAUAAAUGCUCAGAUUAAGCAUUUGUUUUUCUCCCGUACCGAGUCUGCAACAACACAAGGUUGGCAGCAGCUGCAGGUCAUGGAUAGUCCACUAUAACAGACACCAAAUUCUGUCGGGAAGGACAAUCAUCAGAGCCCUUAAAGAUGAGACAAAUGGUGGCAAAAAUGGAUUACCUGGUCAAAGUUGGGACCCCGGGCUGGAAAUUGAGGUGCCCUAUGAACAAAGGCCGGUGAAUGAAUACUCAUCACUGAAAGAUUCUACUUUAUAUUCGUGGGCCGAAUUGGGUCCAGGGUCCUUCUUCCUACGUCUUGGAGGUCUCUGGUUAGUCACUUUUACAGUUCUAGGAGUGCCAAUUGCAGCUGCAAGCUUCAAUCCAGCAAAGGAUCCUUUACGCUUUGUCUUGGCGGCUAGUACAGGAACUCUCUUUCUUGUUUCACUAAUUGUCCUCAGAAUUUAUCUGGGAUGGAGUUAUGUAGGCGACAGACUUCUAUCAGCGGUCAUACCUUAUGAAGAAACCGGAUGGUAUGAUGGACAAAUGUGGGUAAAACCACCAGAGAUUCUGGCUCGUGAUAGACUGCUCGGCUCUUACAAGGUCAAACCAGUGAUCCAGUUGCUGAAACAGACACUAGUUGGGACAGGGGUGUUACUUGUUGCAGCAGUAUUUUUAUUUAUAUUUGCAACACCGGUAGAAGAUUUUAUCCAGAACACACUUUCAGCAAAGGAGAACUCAACCGAAGUUUCAGUUUCAAAGAUUGACACAAAGUACAAUAUAAGGAAAGAGGAAUUAUUUCGGUUGCCGGUAGAAGUCAUAGAUGAUGAUGAUCUAGCAGCAGCUGCUGCAGAAGCUGCUGAUGGAAGACCAGUCUACUGCAGAGAUAGGUAUUAUCGUGCAUUAGCAGGUGGGCAAUACUGCAAAUGGGAAGACCUACUCAAAUAACAAUAUAUAAAAGAGAAGACCAGUUCAACUCUCAGACUGCUCAAUAUUUCUGUUAUUGUCCUUUCAUAGGCAGGAAUUAACUUUGGCCAGUGUUUUUUUUUUUGGGUUGAACUUUACAUAGCAAAGAUUAAAAACAAAUGCAAUUGCAUUUGUUUUGCUCUGAUGGUUGGGGAUCAUUAAAAAGUGUCCAUCUUCAGAAGUGGGGGAAUGAAGACAUACUAAAAAACUCAGAUUAGUUGGUCACAACACAAUGAUAUAUGUUUAUACCAUGAUAUCAAGUGCUAUGAGAUGACAAUGAGUAGCCCAAAGAAAAAACAAAAGGUCCAGCUUUUAUUUGGGGCACCCUCUUAUUUGAGGAAAGAUAAUUCUGCUCAACUAUGUAAAGACAAGACAAGUUAAAUCUAUAAGAUCAACAUAACCUUACAGCCCAAACUUGAAAUUUUCUCUAUAUGAAAUUUAUCUUUGAUAGGAAUUGUAGC